This is a messenger RNA of Trematosphaeria pertusa, 1896 nucleotides long. RefSeq names its product glycoside hydrolase family 5 protein. The transcript is spliced from 7 exons. NCBI's taxonomy places the organism in Eukaryota, Fungi, Ascomycota, Dothideomycetes, Pleosporales, Trematosphaeriaceae. The record is from RefSeq and is a predicted model, not a curated record. The coding region runs from base 1 to 1896 and encodes 631 amino acids.
AUGUACCUUCCGGGCAUCCUUGCGUCGCUGGUAUCGGUUGCCACCCUGACGACACUCGCGGCGGCUGACUUGAGGAUUACCGCGGAUCACCAUUCGUUUGGUGGUGUCAAUUUUCCUUCUCUUCAAUUUCUAGAGCCCUCGUACAGGGAUGAACUCAUUCGAGCUGUCGUGAAGAGCAAUGCUCGUGUUAUUCGAUUGUUCAUUCGGGGGGACAAUGACCAUGGAGACCCUGAGCCGGAACUAGGAACAUUCGAUCGCACUAUGCUCGAUCAAAUCGACGAUACCUUGGCAGCCAUUCAUCGAAUCUCCAAAGGCCAAGUCAAAGUCAUCAUCGCACCACAUGACGCACACGCGCUUCGUAGCUCGAACGACGUGCCAUGCGAUGCCUACUGCAAGAAGCUCGACGGUGCUUUUCUAGAUUUCUACAGCAGCGAAGACUUCCGGAAGCUCUACAAGACCCGCCUGGAGGUCUUCUUCAAACAUUAUCCGUCCAAGAACUUCGACGGAAAGACAUGGGCCCAGCUAAACGAAGUUAUCUUGGGGGUUGACCUCCAGAACGAGCCAUGGUCCGGCAUCUGGCCAAUUGUCGCCGGAGAGUCCUGGAUUUGUGACAUAGCAACUCACCUCAAAGACACGCUGGGGCUUGGCGAGAGCAACAUUGCUGUCAUCACGGGCGGUAUUUCCGGAGCUCAAACACCGGAUGGCAUCCAAAACUUCCCAGACUCCGCAUUCGAAUGUCCAGCUGUCGAUGUCAUUGGCAUUCACGGUUACUUUGCUGAAGGAAACGGCUUAACAGCCGGGACUCCAUGGGCGAAUCUCUUCCUUCCUAGCAACACGCUGACCGCUCGCUCAUUGGAUAAAAAGCUCCUUCUGGUCGAAGAGUGGGCGUACGUGCAUACCGAUCGUGGCCACCACUACAAGAAGAAAGCCAUUUUUGAUCAAGGAAAUGCUCUCAACUACCGCGGUAUUCCUUGGCUGUAUUCGCACGCCUCGUUCCGCGACGAAGGCACAACCGCUAGAGUCAACCUUCUCCGCGGACAAAACUUCGCCGUUGGUGCCCUAACAGACGUUCUCAACCGCGCCUACAAAGCUCGCAACAACUUUGACUGGUCCAGGUAUCUCCCGGCACCACCAACAGGCCUCACCAAUCUCACCGUUCUCCCCCUCAACCCAUACAUCCCGCAGCAAAGCGAAUGCGUCUUUGGCUGCGAAGGCCAUCUCUGCGAUGCACCUGAUGGCUGCCAGCCCUCCCUCAUCUGCAAAAACAGCGUCUGCCAAAGCGCCCCCGAGACGCAACCGGGCAAAAUCGACGACGAAUGCAACAGCAAACAAGUCUGCCAGGAGCACCUCACCUGCGCCGACGGCCUUUGCCAAGCAUGCGAGAACCGGCCCACCAUCCAACCCGAAGACUACCCGCGCCAGUUCACCGUCUACAACGACCCCGACGGCCAAUGCGCCCUAGACAAAGACCGCCCCUUCCGCAUGCGCCCCGUCUGCUCCCUCCCACCACCGCAAACCUCCCCUUCCCGCCGCGGCAACCCCUGCCAGAACGCCGCGCACUGCGACGCAAACGAGUACUGCGACUGGGGCUUCUGCCGCCUCUGCACAGAAGGCUGUCUCGGCAUGACGUGCCGCAGCAGCAACAAGUGCAAGACGGGCUACUGCAACACGCACGGCCGCUGUGACUACCCCGGCAAGCCGAAGGUCCAGUUCGGGCCGGGCGCAAGAGCAUCCACGAGGGAUCGGAAGGGGCCGGGGUGGAAUGCGGGCCCGCGGGGUAUGGAGAGGGGCCCGAAUAAGGUGCGCGAUGAGGCGUUGAGGAUUAAUAUUCCGAAGGAGAGUGUGAGAGCCACCGGUGGUCCUGCUGCUGCCGCGGCCGCGACGGGCAUGUCGUGA